Messenger RNA from Mugil cephalus (flathead mullet), 4618 nucleotides. It is a transcript of the gene ttc17, whose product is annotated as tetratricopeptide repeat domain 17. Bases 25 to 3645 code for a protein of 1206 amino acids. Gene Ontology annotation, molecular function: protein binding. NCBI's taxonomy places the organism in Eukaryota, Metazoa, Chordata, Actinopteri, Mugiliformes, Mugilidae. The record is from RefSeq and is a predicted model, not a curated record. Gene Ontology annotation, cellular component: actin cytoskeleton; cytoplasm. The transcript has 25 exons. Gene Ontology annotation, biological process: actin filament polymerization; cilium organization.
AGAGCAGAGAGGGGAGACAGAAAAAUGGCGGACCUCAGGAAAAUCUGUCCUGAGUCUUUGCCCUGCCGUGUCAACUGUUCGCGAAAGCCGUUGUUUCAGGGGAAGCUUUUCAUCCUCCUCUGUGUGCUAAUUGUGGACUCCGGAGGAGCUACGACCCACUGGGUUGUCACAGAGGAUGGAAAAAUCCAACAGCAAGUGGACUCUCCUUUGAAUCUGAAACAUCCACACGAUGUAGUAAUCUUCAUGAGGCAAGAGACUCGUGUUAACUACCUCAAGAAGCUGGAGAAGCAGCUUGUGGCACAGAAGAUUCACAUAGAAGAGAACGAGGACAGAGACACGGGUCUGGAGCAGAGACACUAUAAAGAGGAUGCAGACUGUGUAAUGGCUAAAGUACCCCUGGGGGACCUGGACUUGUACGAUGGCACUUAUAUCUCCCUGGAAAGCAAAGACAUCAGCCCCGAAGACUAUGUGGAUUCGCGGUCGGCUCUCCCGCCGGAUCUAGAAAAGCCAGACUGCGCAAAAAUAUUUGAACUACCUUAUAGCAUCCAUGCUUUCCAGCAUCUCAGGGGUGUGCAGGAGAGGGCAAACUUGACCUCCCCACUUCUUUCUAAGGAGGAUCCCAUUUUUAGUUCACUAUCCCACAAGCUGGGCCGCAGUGUUGACGAGGUGGGCCAUCGGAUCCAUCAAGCGUUAUUAAGGAAUUCGUCGUCCUGGGUGCUGUACAACAUGGCGUCGUUUUACUGGCGCAUGAAGAACGAGCCUCAGAGGGCCGUGGACUGCGUAGUGCGCGCCCUGCAUUUCUCCCCAAGGCAGCACAAAGAUAUAGCCCUGGUCAACAUGGCCAACAUCCUGCACCGCGCCCAUUUCUCAGCAGACGCUGCUAUUCUCGCCCACGCUGCCCUGGACCUUACCUCAGACCUCUUCACCAGUCAUUACACCUUGGGAAACAUUUAUGCUAUGCUUGGGGAAUACAACCACUCGGUGCUGUGCUAUGAGCAGGCACUGCAGGCCCAGCCAGGCUUUGAGCAAGGCCUGAGGAGGAAACACGCUGUGCUCUGUCAGCAAAAGCUGGAGCAGCGCCUGGAAGCCCAGCACAGAUCCCUGCAACGGACACUGAACGAGCUGAAGGAGUACCAGAAGCAGCAUGAUCACUACCUUCGCCAGCAGGAGGCACUGGAUAAACACAAGCUGCUGCAGGAAGAGCAGAUCCUGCGCAACAUUAUCCAUGAAACCCAGAUGGCCAAAGAAGCCCAACUCGGGAACCAUCAGAUGUGUCGGCUGGGUCAGCAGCAACGUAGCCUCUACUGCCCCUUUGACCAGCCUGUGCGCUAUCACCGGGGGGAUUUGUUUGAGCAUGUCCACUAUGUCCAGUUUGGAGAGGAGGUGUCCGUGGCCUCCAGCGUGGCACUUGUUUCAGAGCGGAACCCCAACCAAACGGCCGCCAGCCCCCAGCUCCACCCCUCCGUGUCCGGGGACCAGGACCCUGCCGCUGCCCUCUGGGUCGGCCGUCAGGACUACACACAGGACAUACAGAGGAUACUGUGGCCUCAGAGGGCAGACUGUGCCCGGGAAUACCCAAGCGUUCCACCCGCUCACCUGCUGCCAUCCUUCUACCUUCCACCUGAAACUCAGGGCCUCAGCCCAGUGGCAGCUCUCCUCUAUGGGAGCAGCAAUCCUUUUCAGACAGCAGCUCUGCCAGACUGUAGUCCAGUCCCCCAACCAUAUCCAGUCCUCCUGCCCUCCUCACUAGACUGGUCCCUGGAAGAAAAGGAGCUUCCAGAUCAGUUUGCCUCUGAGAUUCUGCAGUUACGCAGUGGAGGAUGGACACUGGAGCAACUUGGCCACAGAAUAGCUCAGGCCAUGAAAGAAGACACUAUACCACACUGGCAGGUGUACAAUGAGGCAGCUCUAUUUUGGCGAGCCAAAGGCAAUGGUAGCCAUGCCCUGCAGUGCCUGCGUCAGGCGUUGAGCUCCACUCCGCCUUCCCACCGCCACUUGCCCCUCACCAACGCUGCUAACCUGCUGCUGCACUACAGCUUGACCGCCCACGCUCAAACACUGCUGGAGCAUGCAUUGGCUCUCAAUGCGUCAGAGCCCCACACCCUGCUCAGUCUGGUGAGCGUGCAUUUGGCCCAGGGCAACGUGACGGGUGCCCUGGCCUCGUUCCGCCACAUCUUGGUGACGGCCCUUUCCUCUUCCUCUUCCUUCUCAUCCUUUGCUGCCUGCGAACAGUGUCGCUCCAGCCUGCCGCUGCUGCGCUGUCUCCAGUUCUACCCCUUCCUUUACAACCUUUCACACCGACAGCCCUGCCCAGAGGGUGCUGCCUGCAUUGCUGAGGAGGAUCUUGGCAUCCAGCUGGAGGAAUGGGAGGGCAGCGAAGAGAAGCAGGAUGCGCCUUCUAUUUCUGCCAUGGAAGACACCCUGCUCUUUGAAAAGGUUAUCCUGGACAGUAACGGGUCAGGGGAGGCAGCUGGACAGCAGCAGGGACCUCCCUCUGUCUCGGGAACAGCUCAAAUGACCGGUUCCUUUGUGGAUGGAGGAGUGGAAAAGGAGGACGAGUGGCAGCUGAAGGAAGAGCUGAUGGGAGCGUUUGAGGGAGCACUGGAUGUAGGAGGGAAACGAGGGGACCUGCGGGGUAUCCGGGUGCUGAAGAAUGAUCGCGUCAUGGGCGCACGUGCCAGUAGUGGGCCAUGUUUUGGAAACUGUGAGGAUGACGAUGGAGCAGAGUGGAUCACCUUCCAGGUUAAGCGCGUUAAGAAAGCUAAGGUGGAUGGAUCGGACAGUGUUGCCAUAUCUGAUGAUGGUCAGAAUGGGGAGUCUCUGCCAGGUGGACACUCUGUGUUGGAGAUCAGCGGCCCAACUAUCCCAUCCCCUGGUCCUUCAGGUCGCUGGAGAGACUACACAAGUCUUGGCUGGCCAGGGCCGGAGGAGUGCCAGCGGACACGGAGGGUGGACCUCACCACCGUAGCUAGCACUUGGUUGGCUGUUUCUGCCAAGAACAUCGACAUCACAGAGCACAUAGACUUUGCCACGCCCCUCCAGGAGCCAGCCGCUGAACCUUUAUGCAACGCCAACCUAGCUGCCAGUAUGCACACCCUCGACCACCUGUCAGGAGUGGCCAAUCGUGCCGCUAUCCACUACACCGGCGAGAGCCAGCUGCGUGAGGUCCUGCAGAACCUCGGUAAAGAUAAAUUCUCCCCUCAGUCUUUUGAGCAAGUCGGCACCCGCAUUGCUAAAGUUCUGGAAAAGAAUCAGACGUCUUGGGUGUUGUCCAGCAUGGCCGCGCUGUACUGGAGGGUGAAAGGUCAAGGCAAGCGAGCCAUCGACUGCCUGCGUCAAGCUCUCAACUACGCCCCCCAUCACAUGAAGGAUGUGCCGCUCAUCAGCCUGGCCAACAUCUUCCAGAACGCUCGGCUGUGGGAGGACGCCCUCACCGUCGCCCGCAUGGCCGUAGAAAUUGCCCCUCACUUUGUCGUGAACCACUUCACCCUCGCCAACGUCUAUAUAGCAAUGGAGGAGUUUGAGAAAGCCAUGCACUGGUACGAGUCCACGCUGAAGCUGCAGCCAGAGUUCGCCCCUGCCAAAGAUCGACUGAGAACCAUCCAGUGUUACCUGCUCACCAAGAGGGAACGUCGACAGCCCUGAAAACAUUCAACCAGAUUGAUCCGAGGAGUACCCAGUGACCAUGCACACAUCAGAUGAACACACGCAUACACACGCACGCAUCUAAAUACUACACACAAUUUGCACACGACAUAAAAUUAAGAAUCUAGAACGUUUCCUGAAACGUGAAGUAUCAAGAACCACGUCCAGAGGAAUCUGGGUGCUCAUUUUUUAAAAAAUUCUUUAAGGUCUAAGUUGCCCCCCAAAAAAAAAAAAAAAUCGGUUUGAAAUGUCAAGUACAGCUGUAGAUAAUCUUGACCCUCAACUUAACCUGUGAAACGCAGGACCUUUUUUUAUCAAUGAAGAAGUUACUGCAGUCAGACACUUAUUUUUUUUUUGCUUGACUGGCAAAAAUGAAAUGGGGUAAAAUUGAUCAAUGCUUUCAAGUUCAGCUUAUUCUAACGCAAAGUUUUAAUCAUGUGCUAAUUGGAAGGAAAAACUUACUGUCAUGAAGACGUUUUAUCUUUUUUGAUAAGAGUAGGUGGCACCUUAAAAAUAAAAGAAAUGCAUAUAUUGUUCCAUACCACUGCCUAGAGAUGACGCCAUGUUUUAAUUUAACUUAAUUGGGGGUUUUAAUUGAGGAAAGAAAAGGAAAAACAACCGUCACACAAUAUUCAUGUGAGUUGUUUGCUAAGAUGUGCUUCUCAGCUCAGAGGUUUCGAGUUCAAACUCGACAAUAUACGGCCUCACUAUUUGCUUAUUAAAACGGAUGGGAAUUCUCGGUUUUUGCACUUUUUUUCUCUACCAUUCCUAUUUAUAUGGGACCUAAAAACCUUUUUUGAUUUUGUGCGCCAGGCUAAUUUAAAUACAGAACAGAGGGAAUGAAACGCGCUGUUACGUUCGCUUCUUAACUUAUGGAAAUCAUUCGGCAGAAAAAGAAUUUACCAUUGACCGUCUAUAAAAACAGUGGAAUCUGUAUUAAAUGUACAGUAUUAAAGGCAGUGUGUGGAUUUCA